Molecule: messenger RNA, 1859 nt
Organism: Nicotiana tabacum (common tobacco)
Lineage: Eukaryota; Viridiplantae; Streptophyta; Magnoliopsida; Solanales; Solanaceae
Product: putative glucan endo-1,3-beta-glucosidase A6
Biological process (GO): carbohydrate metabolic process
Molecular function (GO): hydrolase activity, hydrolyzing O-glycosyl compounds
Source: RefSeq, a predicted model, not a curated record
CACCUUUCCCAGCUCUUCUUCUAAAAGGCAUCAUCACAUCACAUCACUUCUUGAGGAAGAUAUGAUGGGUUGUUUAUCUACUUUACUUCUACUAUCUUUCCUUGCUUUUGCUUCUUUCUCCGGUGCAGAAAUCUCAUCUAAGGUAGGAAUAUGCUACGGACAACUUGGGAACAACCUCCCUAUACCAACAAAAUCAGUUGACUUAAUCAAUGGUCUCAAAGCCAAUAGAGUCAAGAUCUACGAUGCAAACCCAGAAAUCCUUAAAGCCUUCAAAGGCACAAAACUUCAACUUUCAGUCAUGGUCCCAAAUGAGCUUAUCAACAACAUCUCUACAAAUCAAGACUUAGCAGAUCAAUGGGUCAAAACCAAUGUUGUACCAUUUUACCCCGACACUAUGAUCCGUUACGUCCUUGUUGGAAACGAAAUCCUAAGUAGCCCACCCAACACCACUUGGUUCAACCUUGUACCUGCCAUACGCAAAAUCAGAUACGCUGUCAAAAAAUUUGGUCUCGGAAAAAUUAAAGUUGGUACCCCAUUAGCUAUUGAUAUGCUUGAAUCUUCUUUCCCACCUUCUAAUGGUACAUUUAGGUCCGACAUUUCGGAAAAAGUUAUGAAACCCUUGUUACAUUUUUUGAACCGAACCAAAUCAUUCUUUUUCAUAGAUGUUUAUCCUUAUUUUGCUUGGGCAGCUCAACCUACAGUAAUUAAUCUUGACUAUGCUUUGUUAGAGUCCAAGAAUAUUACCGUUACGGAUCCGGGUUCGGGUUUAACCUAUACGAAUUUAUUGGACCAAAUGAUUGAUGCAGUGUAUUUCGCUAUGAAGAGAGUGGGCUACCCGGAUGUUCGGUUAUUUAUUGCAGAAACGGGUUGGCCCAAUGCUGGUAAUGUAGACCAAAUUGGAGCGAACAUCUAUAAUGCAGCAACGUACAACAGGAACGUGAUUAAAAAGUUUACAGCUAAGCCACCUGUGGGAACGCCAGCAAAACCAGGAGUUGUCGUGCCGACAUUAUUGUUUGCUUUGUACAACGAGAAUGAGAAACCGGGUCCGGGUACGGAACGGCAUUUCGGGUUACUGUAUCCGAACGGGACGAAUAUAUACGGGAUUGACUUGUCUGGAAAGACGUCGUUGUCGGAAUAUGAACCAUUGCCAAGGCCGAAGAACAAUGAGCCGUACAAGGGGAAAAUCUGGUGCGUUGUUGGGAGAAAAGCGAGUGUAACGGAAGUGAGUGGAGCAUUGGCAUAUGCAUGUGGGCAGGGUAAUCGGACCUGUGAUGAGAUCCGACCCGGUGGGAAAUGUUACAAACCGAAUUCUUUGGUGUUACAUGCGAAUUACGCGUUCAGUUCUUAUUGGGCUCAGUUUAAGUCAGCUGGAGGAACUUGUUAUUUCAAUGGGCUUGCUAUUCCGACCAAAAGUGAUCCAAGUUAUGGAGCUUGCAAGUUCCCAAGCGUCACAAUUUGAAGAUUGCGGGGAUGGGUGUCGCGUUUUUGCGGGGAACGUCAAAAGAAGUUUAGGUGACAGACACAUCGCGAUGAGACAAAGCCGCGCCUUUUGUUUUUCUAUACGUUAGUAUACAGAAUAAACAGAGUUAAGUUGUUUUAUUAUUCUUAUUCUAUUGAUCCAACAAUUUAGAUUUGUUUUGUCCUACUCUAUUCUGCCGUAUAGAAGAACGGUUUCUACUUUCUACCUAGAACAUUGUAAGAGAAACAACUGGUUCCACAUUAAUAGCAAGCAAUUAAUAGUAGUGUAGGGGACUUAAUAAGAGCUGUUAUUUAUUUUCACAGGACCACAAAUCCACUUCUCAUAAAAUUUGUACUUUGUACUGUAUAUUUUCUUGUAUUUUAUGCAUUAUUUUUCUUGA